Messenger RNA from Gossypium raimondii (Peruvian cotton), 836 nucleotides. RefSeq names its product organelle RRM domain-containing protein 2, mitochondrial. Gene Ontology annotation, biological process: mitochondrial mRNA modification. Gene Ontology annotation, cellular component: mitochondrion. The transcript is spliced from 4 exons. Gene Ontology annotation, molecular function: RNA binding. The record is from RefSeq and is a predicted model, not a curated record. Bases 81 to 452 code for a protein of 123 amino acids. Lineage: Eukaryota; Viridiplantae; Streptophyta; Magnoliopsida; Malvales; Malvaceae.
UAAUUUCUACAACUUGUUUUUUUUCUGUUGCAUCUCAAAGGUCAAAUCAUUUGGAUCUGGGUUUUCGCAUAGAGAAAAAAAUGGCUUGGAGAAGUGGAAAUUUGCGUCGAUUUUUGUCAACAACUUCGUCAUUAUUUGAUCGGCCCUUAUCUGCCGCUAAAGCAGCUCGGGUUACUGAACAAAUUCCACCUUCAACGACCCUUUUUGUCUCUGGUCUUAGCGGAAGAACUACAAACCAGAAACUUCGUGAAGCUUUUGCUAAUUUUGGUGAUGUUAUUCAAGCUAAAGUGGUUACGGAUCGCUCUUCUCUUUCUAGUCACUCCAAAGGCUAUGGAUUUGUGAGGUAUUCUAAUUUAGAAGAUGCAGAAAAGGGAAUGGAAGGAAUGGAUGGGCAGUUUCUUGAUGGAAGGGUGAUAUUCACAGAGUAUGCAAAACCUAAAGAUACCCUUUGACAGUCGACCAAUCAGCUACCACCUCAUGAUGAUAAAUCAAACACAUGAUAAAUCAAAUUAUGUUGUAAAUUUUGCAUUACCCUGUUUCUUAUUAAUGAUUAGUAAGAUAAGGUGGAGGUGCAGACAUAAAUUCAGGAGACUUCAUCUCUUUUAGAGUUGCACUUGCGAGUUCAAGUAGUGUGUGGAGAAUUGGGUGAUUCUUAGUUGCUGCAUGAUGGGCUCAUUCUUUAUAAAGGUUGAAUGUGUUGCAAAAUCUAGACCAUGCAAAGUAUGGUUCAUAAGAUAUAUUAUCUGUACAUUCGUUGGUUUUACCUUUCAGAUGCACAUUCAUUGUAAUGGGAUUAACUUACUAUCGGUUAUAAAGAGAUAGACACAAUUUGGUCA